GCCGGCCUUGGUGUGUGUGACAUCUGACAUGUGGAGGCCAGUGGUCUGGGGGUAGACAUUGCAUUUUGCGCGCAAUAUUCAACAUAAUUUAACAAGGAGCCGGUCACGCAUUUUAUCACCUUUGUUGUUAGCACUGUCGGCAGUCAUUUUACUACCAUGUCCGAAGCAGUCACUGUGGGAGACAGGUUGAAGGAGGGAGGGCGCCAGAUCCUUGCAGGAGGAUCAGCAGGUCUGGUUGAGGUCAGCUUGAUGCAUCCCCUAGAUGUCAUUAAAACACGAUUUCAGAUCCAGGGUGGGCCUCAAGGAGUGGUGUAUGGUACCUCGAUGUUUGAUGUGGUCCGCAGAAUGUACCGCACAGAAGGGGCCUUAUCGGUUUACAAGGGCAUCCUGCCCCCGAUCCUGGCAGAAACACCGAAGCGGGCCGUCAAGUUCUUCACAUUUGAACAGUACAAGAAGAUAUUUCUAUUUGGGGCUCCAGCCCCCACGCCACUGACCUUCACUAUAGCAGGUCUAUGCUCUGGCCUCACAGAGGGCUUCAUCAUCACCCCAUUUGAGGUAGUCAAGGUGCGGUUACAAGCAGAGAGGCUCCAAUUUUCUCAGCAAACCAGUGCAUUCUCAUUAGCCAGGAGAAUAAUCAGAGAACAGGGCAUUGGACGUGACGGCAUGUUCAGAGGACUGACAGCAACUCUAGGCAGGCACGGUAUCUUCAACAUGGUUUACUUCAGUUUCUACCACAACAUCAAACAGUACUUCCCAGAAGCUUCGACACCCAAGUUGGAGUUUUCACGCAAGUUCCUGAUCGGUCUCAUUGCCGGAACGUUAGCCUCCGCACUCAACAUUCCUUUUGAUGUGGCCAAGAGUCGUAUACAAGGGCCCCAGCCAGUGCCAGGACAGAUCAAGUACAAGACGUGCUUCCAGACGAUACGAAUGGUGUAUGUUGAAGAAGGAUAUUUGGCCUUGUACAAGGGGCUUCUACCCAAGAUCAUGAGGCUAGGCCCAGGGGGUGCUAUCAUGCUACUGGUCUAUGAGUACUCCUAUGCCUGGCUACAACAACACACAUGAUCCAUACUGCUGCAAUCGUGCCAAGUUGUAUCCAAUGUAGGGGUGUAAUUAAUUGUUGUCCAGUGCAAUGGUCUAUCAGAAAAUGAUUCAGUGUUAGAUAUUAAUGUGUGCUGGAUAAAUUAUGCAUCCUAAGGCAUGUGGUCAAGAUGACAAUAUGCUAACAUUUGUGUGUAGUACUGGAUUUUGAGAAAUGCUGAAUAUAUACUCUAGUUCCAGUGAAACAUAUUUAACAAUUGUUGA
Messenger RNA from Patiria miniata (bat star), 1302 nucleotides. It is a transcript of the gene slc25a21, whose product is annotated as mitochondrial 2-oxodicarboxylate carrier-like. The record is from RefSeq and is a predicted model, not a curated record. The transcript has 9 exons. Gene Ontology annotation, biological process: transmembrane transport. Bases 157 to 1062 code for a protein of 301 amino acids. Lineage: Eukaryota; Metazoa; Echinodermata; Asteroidea; Valvatida; Asterinidae.